Molecule: messenger RNA, 1527 nt
Organism: Cutaneotrichosporon cavernicola
Lineage: Eukaryota; Fungi; Basidiomycota; Tremellomycetes; Trichosporonales; Trichosporonaceae
Exons: 3
Coding region: 1-1527 (508 amino acids)
Cellular component (GO): cytoplasm
Molecular function (GO): calcium ion binding; calcium-dependent phospholipid binding
Source: RefSeq, a predicted model, not a curated record
AUGUACGGCGGAGGAUACAACCAGCAACAGCCUUACGGCCAACAACCCAACCAGUACGGCGCCCCUCAAGCCCAGUACGGCGCUCCCGCCAACCAGUACGGCGCUCCCCAGGCAAACCAGUAUGGUGCUCCGCCAGCGAACCAGUAUGGCGCACCUCCUGCUGGCGCGUACGGCGCCGCCCCGACGCAGCAGUAUGGAGCGCCGCAGACCCAGUACGGAGCUCCUGCCAACCAGUACGGAGCGCCGCAGACCCAGUACGGAGCUCCCGCCAACCAGUACGGCUCGCCUCCAACCCAGUACGGCUCGCCUCCAACCCAGUACGGAGCUCCCCAGACCCAGUACGGGGCACCGCCACAGCAGUCUUACGCUGCUCCCGCACAACAACCCUAUGGGCAGCAGUCGUAUGGGCAGCAGCCGUACGGACAGCAGCAACAGUACGGACAGCAGUCGUACAACCCUCCUGGUCAGUACGGCAACCCGGCCGGCGGCUACCAGGCGCAACCGGCGUUCACGCCGUCAUCAGGUGGUCCUCGCUUCCUGGGUGUUCAGAUUCCCGCUCCUCCGCCUGCACCGCCGCUCUCGAACCUGCCCAACUACAACCCUCAGUUUGACGCGGACCGAAUCCGCAAGGCCACCAAGGGCUUUGGCACGGACGAGGACACGGUGAUCAACGUCAUGAUGCCCUUGGACGCGUUCCAGGUCGAUGUCCUGAGCCGCACGUUCGAGCAGCAGAACGGCCGCUCGCUCAUGAUCACGAUUGAGAAGGAGAUGUCUGGAUGGCUCGAGUACAUCCUCCGGCUCAAGUCGCUUGGCCCGCUCGGUGGCGACCUCUGGCUGAUCCACCGCGCCGGCAAGGGGAUGGGCACCCACGAGGAUCUGCUUAACGAGACUCUUCUCUGCCGCUCCAACGAGGAGAUGUUCCUGCUCAAGGAGGGCUUCCGGCGGAUGUACAACAAGGACCUGGUGUCAUUCAUUCGUGGCGAACUCAGCAUGAAGACGGAGCGCAUGUUCAACAUGGCACUGUCGGGUACGCGUGACGAGAACCCCAUGGUCAACCACCAACAGGUGCAACAGGACAUUGAGACGCUGUACCGCGCUGGCCCGGGCAAGAUUGGCACGGACGAGAUUAGCAUCUGCGGCAUCCUGCUCCAGCGCUCCAACCAGCACCUACAGGCACUUGCACAAGGUUUCACGCAGCGCCACGGACUCACGCUCUCCAAGAUGAUCGAAAAGGAGUUCUCGGGCCACAUGCGCGAUGGUCUGCUCCACAUAUCGCGCUUCGCUGAGACCGAUGGCAACGGCGUCUACCGCGACGCCAAGCUCUUGGAGGCGGCCAUGGCCGGUAUGGGCACCAAGGAUGAGCGUCUCUGCUACCGCCUCUGCCGCAUGCACUGGGACCGCCAGCGCUUCGGGUUGGUCAAGAACCAGUACCGCCAGUUGUACCGCCGUGACCUCGUGGCACGCGUCAAGGGCGAGACAUCGGGCAAGUAUCAGAACGCCCUCGUCAGCCUCAUCAGCCAGAACUAG